AUGGCGGCUAAAGAAAAUGACGUCACUGCCCUAUACAAAUCAAUCCAAGACGACCCAGAGAUCCUAAACAAAAUCAAUGAUAUCCCAUUUGUGGAUACCCCACUGCACGUGGCCGCAGCAAAUGGAAACACCCUUUUCGCCGUUGAAACCAUGGCCAUAAUGCCAUCUUUUUGCAAGAAGCUCAACGGCGAAGGCCUAAGCCCGUUACACGUGGCCCUGCAAAACGGGCGCCUCGAAACCGCGCGCCAUAUGGUAAAACUGGAGAGCGGGCUGGUUCGGGUGGGCGGGAGGGGAAAGAUGACGCCCAUGCACUACUUGGUCUCCGUUACUAAGAAUGGUGACGCCGAGAAACUGGAGCUGUUGAUUGAUUUUCUCAUAGAGUGCCCCGAAGCUGUUAAGGAUGUCACGGUUGAUUGCAAAACCCCAAUGCAUGUGGCGAUUGAGUCAGGGAGUUUUGACGCUUUCGGAGUGAUGUUUGGUUGGCUUUGGAAGACUGGUAAUAUCAAUCUUUUAAACAAGGAAGAUGUCAACGGCAACACUGCACUUCGUCUGGCUGCACAACACUCCAUUAACUUUCCUGAUGAUGAGUCUGCAGAGUCAGGCGAUGAGAGGCCAGAAAUAAUCCGAAAUAAUGCAUUCAAAAGAAUCCGUAAGAGCAGUAAAGAAAUACUAGGCAGUGCAGAGGCAAAGGAGCGAUUAAACCGCAUCACAUUCUUCAUGUCACCGGAGACACCCAUGCAAAAGCUCAUCCGUUACUCCGCACACGUCCACAAAGGCUUGUCAAUGGAAGUUCGGAACACGGUGCUAGUGGUGGCGGUGCUGGUAGCCACCGCCGUGUACCAAGCAACUCUCACGCCCCCCAACUCCGUCUUACAAACCACCGAUGGUGACGAUCCCAUUUCUUCCAACAAGAUUACGCUGAUGAUGAUGACCCACCUGCACAAGCAUCAUUUCAAAGUGUUUGUAAUUAUGAACACAUUGGCCUUCAACCUCGCAAUAGGGGUGAUGCUAUUCGUGCUCCCCUUCGGUCUCUCCAGCGUUUUCCUACACUUGGCUCUGUAUUUCAUGUCCGUCAGCUUCCUCACCAUGAUGCACGUGACCGGCGGAGCGGAGCAGAAGGCCAUGGCCACGGUGCUAAUGUAUUUUUCUUUGGCGCUGUUUGGCAUUACCUAUUGUGCGCGCUUCUUUAUUGCGUCCUUAAAGACGGUGUUAUGGACUCCGUGGUGGAUAGGGAAGCCGUAUCGUGUGAUGUGCAAGCUUAUUGGGUGUAUGGGGAAGGGCAUGCAAAAUAGUUUUCAGGAGCUUCAGCUGCAGAUACAGACCGUGGGCUGGUCAGGCGAUCCCCAUGGCUCAUAUUAUCGCCAGUAGCUUAGCACUCACAUUAUAUAUGUCACCACUACUACGGCCGCCCAUGUAUCAACGUACAUUUCCAUCGUUUUAGAAUAUGAUGUAAUAAUUAAUAAAAGGCAAAAACUUAUGUGAGACCGUCUCACGGAUCUCAAUCUGUGAGACGGAUCGGGUUAUUUAUUAAAUGGGUCAACAUGUGCAUCUCACGCCCUCCCUU
Messenger RNA from Ipomoea triloba (trilobed morning glory), 1564 nucleotides. RefSeq names its product ankyrin repeat-containing protein BDA1-like. NCBI's taxonomy places the organism in Eukaryota, Viridiplantae, Streptophyta, Magnoliopsida, Solanales, Convolvulaceae. The transcript is spliced from 2 exons. Gene Ontology annotation, molecular function: protein binding. Bases 1 to 1368 code for a protein of 455 amino acids. The record is from RefSeq and is a predicted model, not a curated record.